CUAUAAAACCACAACAUAUUCUCAUUUCUGAACAUCCAACAACGGCAUGUUCAUAGCAUUUUCAAGAACUUUGUUCAGCACUCACCGUCUCUUCGCCUUCGCAGCCAACCCCAGAAGCCGAUUCUACCUUAGUCUCUCACCCAUGUCAACUGCCGCCGUUAAGCGAGUGGGCACUCACAAUGGCAGCUUCCACUGCGACGAAGCCCUCGGCUGCUUCAUGAUUCGCCUCACCAAAAGAUUCUCCGAUGCUCAUAUCGUCCGCACCCGUGACCCCAAGGUGCUGGAGACGCUUGAUGCUGUGCUUGAUGUGGGUGGCGUUUAUGAUCCCACAAAAGAUCGCUACGAUCAUCACCAAAAGGGUUUUGAAGAGGUUUUUGGACAUGGGUUUAAUACUAAGCUUAGCAGUGCUGGUCUUGUUUACAAGCAUUUUGGAAAAGAGAUAAUAGCUAAGGAGCUCCAAGUUGAUGAGGACCAUCCAGACGUGCAUAGAUUAUUUUUGGCAGUUUAUAAGAGCUUCAUGGAGGCAAUUGAUGCCAUUGACAAUGGGAUCAAUCAGUAUGACACAGACCAGCCUCCAAGAUACGUGAACAAUACACACUUGUCUUCACGUGUUGGAAAAUUAAAUUUGGAUUGGACCGAUCCUGAUCAGUCAGCUGAGAAGGAAAAUGAAGCAUUUGAACGUGCAAUGGUUCUGGCUGGCAGUGAGUUUUUGGAUAGUGUCCGCUAUCAUGCAAGAUCAUGGCUACCAGCUCGGUCAAUUGUGAUGCAAUGUCUAGAAGCUAGGCUAGAUGUUGAUCUUAGUGGAGAAAUUAUGAUCUUGGAUAGAUUUUGCCCGUGGAAACUUCACUUGUUCGAGCUCGAGGAAGAAAUGAAGAUUAACCCACCUAUUAAAUACGUGCUUUAUCAGGACGACCGAAGCAAAAGUUGGCGAGUUCAGGCUGUGGGCAUAGCACCAGAUAGAUUUGAGAGUCGUAAGGCUCUUCCAGCUCAGUGGCGUGGUCUCAGAGACGAUGAACUGUCUAAGGAAACGGGUAUUCCUGGUGGUGUUUUCGUCCAUAUGAGUGGGUUUAUUGGUGGAAACCAAACAUACGACGGUGCACUUGCAAUGGCAAAAGCUGCUCUGAAGCUCUGACCGCAAGAAACAGCAAUGUGAUUUAUGUUUACACUGAUUUUUCUCGAUGGAUUUGAUUAGAAGCAGCAUGCUAUUUGUUACAAUUCAUGUAAUUUGCCUUGAAGGCAUAUAUAGUUGUUGUCUCUAGAAUAUUAGGCAAGAUUUUAUAGAGGUUAGACGUUGCGGUGGACAGAGUAGGCAUUAAAACUUGAGCUUUAGAGAAGAAACCGUAGAGAACAGCAUCUUUCCAGUUGACACAGCAAUUUUCUUGAUGAAUUCAAGUUGGCAUCUUC
Molecule: messenger RNA, 1404 nt
Organism: Sesamum indicum (sesame)
Lineage: Eukaryota; Viridiplantae; Streptophyta; Magnoliopsida; Lamiales; Pedaliaceae
Cellular component (GO): nucleus; cytoplasm
Source: RefSeq, a predicted model, not a curated record